AUGGAGAGCAAGUUGAAGCCUCUACUACUACAGAUGGAAUACUUAUGCCAAGCCAACAGAGAUGAUGCUGUGGAGUUCAUUGGGGAAAUGAUUGCAUCGCACUCUUGGUAUAGAGCCAUUCGCAUUAACGAACGUCGGAUUGGAUCAAUGCCCGAUCAAUGCCUGGAACUGGGAAAGAUGAACGGCGGUGGGGAGGAAAUUGAGUAUGCUUGGCGCCGGUAA
Messenger RNA from Prunus armeniaca (apricot), 222 nucleotides. The record is from the annotation of a GenBank genome assembly. NCBI's taxonomy places the organism in Eukaryota, Viridiplantae, Streptophyta, Magnoliopsida, Rosales, Rosaceae.